This is a messenger RNA of Anneissia japonica, 1627 nucleotides long. RefSeq names its product protein-lysine N-methyltransferase EEF2KMT-like. The coding region runs from base 42 to 1202 and encodes 386 amino acids. The transcript is spliced from 8 exons. The record is from RefSeq and is a predicted model, not a curated record. Lineage: Eukaryota; Metazoa; Echinodermata; Crinoidea; Comatulida; Comatulidae.
UACUCAGCUGUGUUUUGAAAAUCAUUGAGGCGUAUCACAGCAUGGCAACUGAUAGUGAAGUUGGUGUGUCCGAAAAUAGGCCGUAUUACAAUGUACAAACCCAGUUUUUUAGUAUGGUGCUCGUGAAGAAUGUUAAAUUUGAGGACGAAAAUAGACAUUUUCUUUUUGGAACUCCUCAGCAACAAGCAGAUCUUCUGAAUAUGACUGUGAAAAGCUCCCUCUGUCAGCGGUUUCCACCCUCUUUGGCUCAUCAACUGUCUUUCUUGAAAGCAAUGCUUAAAAAGUGUGAAGAAAAUGGCUUUGAUAUUUGUGAUGAUCUUUAUGAGUCAUAUGCAUCACUCAUUGGAAUGGCACAAGACAACAAUCAUGUUUGCUUCAAGACAUAUUUUUUAUCUCCGAACAUGCAUAUUACAUUGGAGGAGUCCACUCAGAUGAUUUCCCAUGGUACAACUGGACUGUGUACUUGGCAAGCUGCCAAAUAUCUUGCAGAGUGGGCAGUGGAGAAUAAAGCACAUCUUAAAAAUAGACACAUUUUGGAGUUGGGAAGUGGACUUGGAUUUACUGGUCUUGUCAUCUGCAAAUGGUGUUGCCCAGCAAAAUACACAUUCACAGACUGCAAUGAUUAUGUUUUACAUGCAAUUGAAAAGAAUGUUGCUAUGAACCUUAAAUCGUUAAAAGUAGAAACAGAAGAAAAAGCAUGUUGCCACUGCAUUAAGAUAGACCACUCAAGUAAAAAUAAUAGUGACAUGGACAAAGAUAGUGACAAAUGUUUUAAGAUAUGUUCAAGUGGUCAAAAUCCAAUUGAAUAUUCUGGCAACCAUUUGUCUGAUAUAGAGCAAGACAGUGGUGGCUGCAGAGGAUUCUCAACUUAUUUUAAGAAGCUGGAUUGGGAGAAUUUUACGAAACAAGAAAUUACAGGUUUAAAGUCGGAAGUAAUCUUGGCUGCUGAUGUGGUGUAUGAUGAUCGAUUACUUGGGCCUCUUGGACAAGUUCUUUCAUGUCUGUUGUCAUCAUCAUCGUCGGUUUCAUCUCCUGUUGCUUUCAUCUCGUCAACUGUCAGAAAUGAAGCUACAUUUAACAGAUUUAUUGAAGUUCUUGACGAAAAAUCAAUUUCCUGGAAUGAAUUGGAAGGUCCGUCCAGAUCCAUCUUCCAUUAUGAUAAAGAAGUCUGCAUUAAACUUAUGAAGCUCUCAUGCCACUGAUGACAACAUUUGUGAACUGGGAACUGAAGUGAUUUAACAGUGCUUACUUGUCCAUAUUGUGGGACAUGUGGCUGCAAAGACUCGUCUACUCAUUUUGGUCGUUUGCUAGAGCACAUCCUCCACCUCUCCCAAUACCGUCCUCCGUCAGGUGGUCUGCGGCCUUCCUCUUUACCUUUUCCCUACAGGGGUCCAUCUUAGCGCAGUUUUUGGAAUCCUCUCACUGGGCAUUCUUAGUAUGUGACGAGCCAACCUAGCACUGAAAUAAAGGAUAAUUUGGUACUAGAAUCUUGGAUAAGAUGGAACUAGCAAGAUGAGGAGGGGAGAGUGAAAUUGGGAGGUCGAGUGAUGUGUAAGAUUAAUACUGUAGUUUAUUAAAUAAUGUAAUAUAAAAAUAAAACUGAAAGAAUAAAGACAACUUAAUAAUA